AUGGCUGACUCCGUUGGCCUACAAAUUGACGUUGGCGGCUUGUCUCUGGCAGGUCUGAAUACCUUCUCAUCGGUUCUCGCGGUCCUUUCCGCAGACGAUGUCCAACCAACCGCUAUGCUACAGCUGGAAAGGCUGGGUGCAGCAUUCCCAAUCAGCGGGCCUCUUCGAGCCAAAAUUCCUGAUUAUCUCCAACGAUGCAGCAACACACGUCUGGAACGUCUUGGUUUGACUAUCGGCUGGAGAAAAGGAGAUGCUGCAUCUUUGAUGUCCCAGACCGCUGGUGGGCAAGCUAUUGCGCUACUGGUAACUUGUCUUGAAAACAUAUACGGAGCCGAUGCGACGGCAACCAUUCUUUACAGACUUUCCAGGUCUGUUCUGCCAAACUCUUCUCGUCUCAGCAGUCCGAAACAAUUGGCCCAAGCCACGGAUAUCCUCGCGCGGAAGAGUGGUGCCAUAGGCUUUGGGACUUUGCUUGCUAAACAUGUAUGCCGAAUCCAUGAUGUGUAUUGGCAGCUACAACGCAAAGCGCCGAUGAGUCUUUUGGCUUCCCUGGGCCAGGAAAGCAUGGAUGAGAUUCUUGGCAAAUUCUCUCAGGCACUGAGAGAAGAAAGGUCUCUUGUUAGGGUUCGCGGCUGCGCGAGUAUGGGCUAUAUCUUCGCUCUUGCCGUGUCGUUGUUCUCGGAUGAUUGCCUCGUCACGGUUGAGAAUCUCAUUGUCCACAAAGGAUGCCGCUCUUCCUCGAUCACUAUCGAGAUUACUGAGUCUAUUGGGGACAAAUCUCUGCAGGUGCAAUUAAUGGGGAAAAUUGGCUCGGUAUCUGAAAUCACCGCCAGACAAUCUCAAAUUUCACCGUCUUUGAAAUUCGUCUACAAAGGCCACUUUGCUGAAUAUACUCGAAUUCGUCUGAACGACUUGGGUUUGAUGUGCGUGCCUAAUACUCUGGUAGCCAUAGGUACUUGCGUCCUGUCUCUUUCAGAUCUGAUCUAUGUUUCCAUUGGAGAUCGCCCCGAUACAAAGACACGGGUCAUAGUGAAUUUGUAUAGCCAAAUCUUCGGGGAAAAUCCUCGCACAAGUCUUCAUCAACGUUGUGAAGAUGCAUUCGGGGUUGACCUCCCCCUUAAGUGGCCUUCAUUCAAUGAAGCACUGUCUGGGUUAAAGCAUGUGUUGGCACGAUCAAAUCAAGCAGACAGCUUCGCAAGUCUCUGUGAUCAGUCUGGUCUAUAUGCAAAUCCAUCUGAUGUUCUACUUCGCAUUAUUGAUGCCGGUGUUGCGGCCCUCCUCGUGUUCUCUCGUGGGCAGGGGGCUGUCUGGCAAGAGUGCUCCAAUAAGACAUGGCGUCCAUCCGAGAGGAUUCUGAGACAAGGCGCUAAACAAGUGGUGCUGUCUCCUUCGGAGUUAUUGAAUGAGCUGUUUUCGUGGGAGGAUGAAAGACUCAUCGCAAGAUCAGACGGAGCAGCAACUCUUAUUCCUGCUGGCAUCCUCUACUUCGGCCAUGAGAUUUGCCAUUACCGAGGGCUUGAGUUGAUAGACGGGCUCAUAUUCCAUGAGAACCGGUACCAUAACAAGGUCAUCUCCGAUAUUGGUACUGAUGGCCCAAGACCCAUUGCAUCAGCACCCAGAGUCAAACCCAUCCAUCCCACGGCUGAUGGGGUUCCUUUGGACAUAUCAUUCGCUGUAGCCGAGGACGUUCACGGACUAGUCCUAGAAUGUACAGCGACAUUUGCUGGUUUACGACAGUCCAUCAAUCUUCGUGAACGCAUCGAUCAACUGUUUGGGCUUCUCGAUGCUUAUCCAUGUAAUCAUUCAAGGAAGACUGUGCUGAAGCAAGAAUAUGUGCGCGUGGUGCAAACAAACUCGGCUCUAUCUCCCGAUGGAAGAAAUGGGGACCAUUUAUCUAUCGUCCAAACAGCUGGCCAUCCUACAGCGCAGCUCCUUGCUUUGACAAGAUGGGAACCGGCAAUCCUUUGCCGUGAGUGCUGUUUGAAUUGUGCGUACGAGCAGGCUCGAGAGAAGGAGAUCUACAAGAUCAUAGUUGCUUAG
Molecule: messenger RNA, 2040 nt
Organism: Penicillium subrubescens
Lineage: Eukaryota; Fungi; Ascomycota; Eurotiomycetes; Eurotiales; Aspergillaceae
Exons: 1
Coding region: 1-2040 (679 amino acids)
Source: RefSeq, a predicted model, not a curated record